This is a messenger RNA of Vitrella brassicaformis, 1369 nucleotides long. Lineage: Eukaryota; Vitrellaceae. The record is from the annotation of a GenBank genome assembly.
UGCCGUGUGCACCCUGCCUCUGGCCGUCCUGGGCCCCCACCGCUGCUGGUGGGUGGACUGUCGAACCGGCCUCGUUCCCACUCUGAGGCUGUGCAUUCGUGGCCGGUCGGCUGCUCGCUGGUGCUGCCGUCUGCCACUGUGGUACCGUCUCACGGCCCGUCUGAGGUGGUGGCGGGGGUGGGGGCUGGACGGCCAGAUGCUGCUAGGCGCCUGUGCACAGUGGCGCCGUCACAGCCGAGUGGGUGGCCGCGAGAUGCUCCCCCUGCCCCCUCAUGGGCAGGUCCGCCCCCUGCCGCCCCUUUUCGAUGGCGGUGUUGAGGGUGUCGACCCGCUCAUACUGUCGCUGCCGCCAUGUCUGGACGUCCAUGCAGAUCCGGUGCUGUUGCUCUAGCAGCUGCCCCAGCAGUGUUCGGUCUGUGGCGCCUCGAAUAUGCUCCUCGAUGGCUCGUUGCCUCUCUUCAUGGUAGGACACUUGCCAGUCGAUGUGAGCCAGAUAGGUAUCCGACGGCGCCCCCACUCUCGCUGCCACAUCCGCCCUCGCCCGUCGUACCAUCUCUGCCUCCGCCGUCGCUGUGGCGGGGUGGAUGGGUAUGAAGGCUGGCUGAAGGGCUGUCUGGGAUGGGCCUGGGGCUGAUGCUGCUGCUGCACCUGGUGCUGCUCCUGUGGACAUCUGCUCUGUGGGUGAGGGUCCGGGUGACGGGAUGGGGGAUGGUUGGGUUGGUUGGGGUGGUGGGGGUGGUGGUGGGGCAUUGGUAACGCCUUCCGGCGCACCGCUCGUGUUGACUGACGAACUGAGGCCGCCGGUGCCUCUUCGUUGUUCGCCGCCCGCCAUGCUCCGUAGGACGCGCUGUUGUAUCUCUUCUCGGGUCAGAGUGUAGUUGGCGGGGUCGCUGGGGUCGGCCACCUGCAGGACGCCGGCAACGUUGGCCCGAAGGUCCUCCAGCUGCUCAGACGACCACUGCUCGGUGGCAAGCGCCGCUGCUAACGCCCUCACUAUCGCUUCUCCUGGCCCUUCGUUCGGCUCUCCAUUGAGCCUCGAGGAUCGCCCUGACGCCACGGGAGGCUGUGGCGACGUCGACGCACCAUACCGAUAGCCCUGCACCGCAUUCCGUCCUUGCCGCACCUCUUGGGUCGUCACUGAUGUUGGGGGGACUUGUUGAACCCCUGGUGCGGGUGCGAUGCGAGAGACCCUCAGUCGUCCGCCGACGAGUGAGACUGUCUCGGGUGGGUGGGAGCGGGACGAGUCCGGAGGCUGAUCAGCCCCUCGGUCGUCCGCUGUUGCAGCUGGUGCAGGGGUAGGUGGGGUGGGUGAGUUGAGGUCGAUGAGGUCUCCUAGGUCAGCGAACGGGUCUCUGCCGUUGGAGCUCAU